UUUUUUUGUUCGGAUUAUUCAACAUUGACAAGAACGGAUACUAACGUUCUGCAGACUAUUCAUUAACACUACGUGUUUAACAACCAUGAAUGAAGACAAUAUUACACAGAUUCAUACCAACAAAACCAUCUUCGCCAAUAAUGCAGCGAAUGAAUUCACCAGAAAGAUGAAAACUUUUGAAGGAAUAUUUAAGUGGAUUUCCUUAAGUAUAUUCGGUGGAAUUUUUAUAUUGAAUAUAACUGUUAUUGGAUUAUUGAUUAAACGAAAGAAAAAAUCAAGAAUGGGGUUCUUUGUCGCUAAUUUAGCAUAUGCGGAUUUGUGUGUCGGACUUUUUCAUGUUUUGCCGGAAACGAUUCAUGUUUGGUUCGAGGUUGAUUGGAAUGAGUUCACCUGUCAUAUAUUUUAUGGAUACCUCGCAACGUUUUCAUUUUAUGUGUCAACAUAUGCUAUAGUUGUACUCUCUAUAGACCGAAUGAACGUGGUAGUGAAACCAUUAUCACCCAUCACUAGAUUAAAGAUAUAUAAAUAUGGAUUAGCACUAUCUAUUUGGAUACUUGGAUCGCUGCUUGCAAUUCAAUAUUCUGUGCAUACGAAAUACUACCCGCCACAAAACUUUGGCGAGGAUGUAUGCCGUCACGAAGUUCCCUACGACCCAGAAAUUCGAUAUUUUGAUGUGUGUGUCCUCAUUAUAAUACCAGUAAUAUUCAUUGUAACUUGUUAUAUAAUGAUUUAUAUGGCGAUCCACAGAAGACAUACGUUCAAAUUUAUGACAACAAACUCAAAUAGCGACGGUAUGCAUGAACGUGUCAAUUUCAACGCCAAGAUGAGGACUGUAAAACAAUUGUUUGUGGUUUCAGUAGUGUACGUGAUAUGCUGGACUCCAUUAUUCUCUGCAUCUCUGCUAGAGUACUACAAAGUGUUAAGAUUUGGAAUAACGUUCAGAGUACUUGUUGGACUAGCACCAUUGAACAGUUUGACAAAUCCAGUUGUUUUUCUCUUAUUUAAUCAUAACAUGUUCUGCAAAGGUCGUAAAUCUUCUAACAAAAAUACCAUUGUUUUGAAAACAAACAGUUCAUCUACUAAUGUUAAAAUAGAUAAUGCUACGAAACUGUGA
This is a messenger RNA of Mytilus trossulus (common blue mussel), 1114 nucleotides long. RefSeq names its product mesotocin receptor-like. The coding region runs from base 86 to 1114 and encodes 342 amino acids. Gene Ontology annotation, molecular function: G protein-coupled peptide receptor activity. Gene Ontology annotation, biological process: neuropeptide signaling pathway. Lineage: Eukaryota; Metazoa; Mollusca; Bivalvia; Mytilida; Mytilidae. Gene Ontology annotation, cellular component: plasma membrane. The record is from RefSeq and is a predicted model, not a curated record. The transcript has 7 exons.